AUGACUCAGUUUUCAACAAAAUCGAUUCAUAGUGGUGAUCAUUUAAGAAAAACUACUGAUAUUGCACCUCCAAUUCAUGUAAGUACAACUUACAGUUAUGAUAGUAACCCUGCAAAUUUAAUACCAGGUGAAUUAACCAAUCCAGAUACAUUUGUUUAUUCAAGAGAAAAUCAUCCUAAUGCUGCUGCAAUUGAAGCUAUAGUUGAAGAUAUUACUGGUUAUCCUGCUAUUGUUUAUAAUAGUGGUUUAAGUGCUUUUAAUGCUGUUAUGAUGCAUGUCAAUCCAAAAACAAUUGCUAUUGGUCAAGCUUAUCAUGGAUGUAUUGGAAUUGUUGAAAUGUGGCAAAGAAAUUUCGGUUUGAGAAAAAUUGAUAUUGAGUCAGAUGAUCAAUCCGAUUUACUUCAUUUAGAAACUCCAGUUAAUCCAUAUGGGUUAUAUUUUGAUAUUUCAAAAUAUGCAGAAAAAGCUCAUUCAAAAGGAGCUUUACUAUCGAUUGACUCAACAUUUGCACCUCCACCAUUAAUUGAUCCUUUCAAAUUUGGAGCCGAUAUAGUUAUUCAUUCCGCUACUAAAUUUUUUGGAGGUCAUUCAGAUUUAUUAGCUGGUUUGGUACUUGUGAAAUCACAUGAUAUAAAAAAUAAAUUUUUAAAAGAUAGAUUAGUAUUGGGUACAAACAUUGGUAAUUUAGAAAGUGCUUUAUUAGUUAGAAGUUUAAGAACAUUAGAGUUAAGAGUUAAAAGACAAUCUAAAACUGCUGAAUUUAUUGUUAAAUUUUUAAAUGAAAAUAAACAUAAAAUUAAAGAUUUAGAAAAAAUUUAUCAUGGUUCAUUACAAAAUGAUGAUUAUAUUUCAGAACAAAUGAAUGGACAUACUCCUGUUUUUUCAAUUGAGUUAGUUUCUGAAGAAAAAGCUAAGGAAUUUCCAUCAAAAUUAAAAUAUUUUUAUCAUGCUACAAGUUUAGGUGGUGUUGAAAGUUUAAUUGAAUGGAGAGCAAUGAGUGAUCCACAUAUAAGUAAGAAAUUAUUAAGGAUUUCAAUUGGAUUAGAAGAUCCAAGAGAUUUAUUACAAGAUUUACUAAAUGGCUUGGUAGACAAUCAAGAAUUAACUGAUAAGGUUAGAAGUUUAAAUAUUGAUUAUUAG
This is a messenger RNA of Insectozyma verbasci, 1140 nucleotides long. Lineage: Eukaryota; Fungi; Ascomycota; Pichiomycetes; Serinales; Debaryomycetaceae. The record is from the annotation of a GenBank genome assembly.